Molecule: messenger RNA, 2771 nt
Organism: Limanda limanda (common dab)
Lineage: Eukaryota; Metazoa; Chordata; Actinopteri; Pleuronectiformes; Pleuronectidae
Gene: naa15b
Product: N-alpha-acetyltransferase 15, NatA auxiliary subunit b
Exons: 20
Coding region: 96-2690 (864 amino acids)
Biological process (GO): N-terminal peptidyl-methionine acetylation
Cellular component (GO): NatA complex; cytoplasm
Molecular function (GO): protein binding; protein-N-terminal amino-acid acetyltransferase activity
Source: RefSeq, a predicted model, not a curated record
GGCCACCAGCACUCCGCUCGACUCGUCUGGACUACCCGGGCUAACUUUAGCUACAUGUGCUGAGGUCGAGGGGGAAACGGAUCCCAACCGCAACGAUGCCGACAGUCACUCUGCCGCCGAAAGAGAACGCUCUCUUCAAGAGGAUUCUGCGAUGUUACGAACACAAACAGUACCGAAACGGGCUCAAGUUCUGCAAACAAAUCCUGUCCAACCCCAAGUUCGCAGAGCAUGGCGAGACCCUGGCGAUGAAGGGCUUGACCCUUAACUGUCUGGGGAAGAAGGAGGAGGCCUACGACCUGGUGAGAAGAGGACUGCGUAACGACCUCCGGAGCCACGUCUGCUGGCACGUUUACGGCCUACUGCAGCGCUCGGAUAAGAAGUACGAUGAGGCCAUCAAGUGUUACCGCAACGCUCUGAAGUGGGACAAGGACAACCUGCAGAUCCUGCGAGACCUGUCCCUGCUUCAGAUCCAGAUGCGAGACCUGGAGGGCUACAGGGAGACACGGUACCAGCUGUUGCAGCUGCGUCCAGCCCAGCGAGCUUCCUGGAUUGGCUAUGCCAUCGCCUAUCACCUCCUGGAAGACUACGAGAUGGCUGCAAAGAUUAUUGAGGAGUUCAGGAAAACACAACAGACGUCUCCAGACAAAGUGGACUACGAGUACAGCGAGCUGCUGCUGUACCAGAACCAGGUGCUGAGGGAAGCUGGUCUGUACAAAGAGGCACUCGAGCAUCUGUCCAGCUAUGAGAAGCAGAUCUGCGACAAACUGGCAGUGGAGGAGACACGAGGUGAGGUGCUGUUGAAGUUGGGGCGUCUGGAAGAAGCAACAGAAGUUUACCGUCGACUGCAGGAGAGGAACCCAGAAAACUGGUCCUAUUACCGAGGCCUGGAGAAUGGUUUGAAACCAGGCAGCGUAGAGGAGAGACAAAAGAUCUAUGAGGAUGCCUGGGAGAAGUUUCCGAAAGGACUGGUUCCUCGCCGACUGCCCCUUAACUUCCUUGCUGGAGAGAAGUUCAGAGAGUGUCUGGACAGGUAUCUGAGGAUGAACUUCAGCAAAGGCUGUCCGCCCGUCUUCACCACGCUCAAAUCACUGUACAACAACAAAGAAAAGGUGUCAAUAAUAGAGGAGUUGGUUGUCAGCUUUGAAACCACAUUGAAAAGCUGUAGAAUGUUCAGUGUGAACGAUGAUGGAAAGGAGGAGCCGCCAACCACUUUGCUCUGGGUGCAGUACUUCCUUGCACAGCACUAUGACAUGAUUGGUCAGCAGACACUGUCUUUAGAAUACAUCAACGCAGCCAUCGAGAGCACACCGACGCUCAUCGAACUCUUCCUUAUCAAAGCCAAGAUUUACAAGCAUGCUGGCAACAUUAAGGAGGCAGCUCAGUGGAUGGAUGAGGCCCAGGCUCUGGACACCGCUGACAGAUUCAUCAACUCCAAGUGUGCCAAGUACAUGCUGAAAGCAGGCAUGAUCAAAGAGGCUGAGGAAAUGUGUUCCAAGUUCACACGGGAGGGAGCAUCAGCGGUGGAGAAUCUGAAUGAGAUGCAGUGUAUGUGGUUCCAGACGGAGUGUGCACUCGCCUACAAGGGUAUGAACAAGUUUGGGGAUGCUCUGAAGAAGUGCCACGAGAUCGAAAGGCAUUUUGUGGAGAUCACAGACGACCAGUUUGAUUUCCACACCUACUGCAUGAGGAAGAUGACGCUCCGCUCCUACGUGGACUUGCUGAAGCUAGAGGACGUGCUCCGGAUGCAUCCCUUCUACUACAAGGCAGCCAUCACUGCCAUCCAGAUCUACCUGAGCCUCCACGACAACCCCCUGACUGACGACAGCAAGGAGCUGCAGGCCGACACUGCGAACCUUACGGACAAAGAGCAGAAGAAGCUCCGGAACAAGCAGCGGCGAGCCGAGAAGAAGGCCCAGCUGGAGGAGGAGAAGAAGAAUGCAGAGAAGGAGAAGCAGCUAAAGAACCAGAAGAAGAAGAAGGAGGAUGAUGACGAGGAGAUCGGAGGGCCCAAAGAGGAGCUCGUUCCUGACAAACUGGUCAAGGUAGAAAACCCACUGGAAGAGGCAGUUAAGUUCCUGAUGCCUCUCAAACACCUGGUGAAAGACAAAAUUGACACACACCUGCUGGCCUUUGAGAUCUACUUCAGGAAAGAAAAAUACCUGUUGAUGCUCCAGUCUGUGAAAAGAGCGGUGGCAAUUGACCCUGAUCACCCAUGGCUACACCAGUGUUUAGUACGCUUCUUCAAAGGAGUCUCUGAGAGUAAGGAGCUGCCAGAGGGAGUGAGGACGGUGCUGAAGCAGGAGAUCACCCGGCUGUUUGGAGACAGCAACGCUAAGAGCUUCAACCAGGCCUACCUCACCAAGCACUCCAACUCCAUACCCCACCGACUGGCUGCUGCUAAGAUGAUGGUGUAUCUGGACUCGGCGACAGAGAUGAAGGCAGCAGAGUUGGCCACUGCACUAGAUGAGUCACUGAACAACAGAACCAUACAGAUCUGUACAGAAGCGCUGGAGUGUCUUCGGACCGGCAUCCUAGGCGACUGUAAAGAGCGUGAGGAAGAGUACCGUGCCGAGUGUCACAAGCUUUACCCCUACACGUUAGCUUUCAUGCCCCCUGGAUACGAGGAGAACACCAAGAUCACCAACGGAGAUGUUUCCAUGGAAACAGAGGAGAUAGCCAACGAGAUGUGAGCCCAACAGAACAACAGCGGUUGAAUAAAGGAAAUGGGCCGAGCACAGAGCCUUGUGGUCGACUGGCAGCCAUUUUGUAAA